ACGAGGAUGAUCCAAGCCAUCUUCUAUAGCGAGUUUGACAACAUUGCGGGGCCGCAGAUCGUGUACCAGGCGCCGCCCAACGCGCUGAGCAACGAAGUCUUUGACAGCGUCUCGGGCUACAUCAUCAUCGACAAGGCGCUCUGCGGCAAGAUCAUCACGGUGUGUCCGCAGGACAUCAAGAUCGUGGGCUAUCCCGUGUGCAUCGAAGACGACAAGUACCACCGCAACGCUCUCCUCUUCAACAUCGGAUUUGUCUUUCAGCGCUCGAUGGACUCGACGCCGUACAAGCCCAUCUUGCGCAAGCUCGGGUCGCUCAUGGAGAGCAUGGAAAAAGAGAACGGCUUUCUCUCACGGGAAGCGAGCAAGGCGACGCUCGCCACGAUCUUGCCGGCGAUCCUGCAUGAUCUCACGCAUUUUGGCGAGUGCACAAUCCCCAUCGACACGGCCAACAUCAUCAACCUCAAGCUCUUCCCCAAGCUCUCGACGCCACCCAACGUCUACGACCACGAAGUGCCCGUCGCGAUCCGCGACCUCAAGACGCUGCUUCAAAACAGCGCCGAGUGGGACUUGGCGCUGCAGAAGAUCGUGCCGUACAUUGACGGCGUCAACUACGUCAAGCGCAUCGCUGUCAUCGCCGAGGUCGACCUCUCGAUCGUCAAGAAUUGCAUGCGCCAGCUCAUGUACUAUGGUUGCAUCACCAUGAUCGACAUCUUCCUCCACUCCAACAUCUACGCGACAACCGACAAGAUUUCGAGUCUCGUCAACGACGCCAACUUGCAGCGCGCGUGCGUCGCGUAUGUUGCCAAGGACGAAGACACGCCGCCGCUCUUCCCGACCGUCUUCUCCAUCUACUGCGCGCUCCAGCCGAGCGUACCCGUGAGCCAGCUCUGGAACACGUACGCCCUUGGGUCUCCUAGAGCGAGGGGAUGCGACGCAGCUGAGACUGCCAAGUCACUGGUCCACAUCGACGUCCGGCGGCUCGUGACGUUUGGGCUCAUCCAUGGCUUCCUCCGGCGCAUUCACCGGUACCCGAUCUCGAUUGACCGCAGCCAGCGCCAGAACAUGGCGCUCUCGUCGUCGCCGUCGUCGAUUACGGUCGCGGGCAGUGCACUCAACCAGCAGCAGCGCCUCAAGACGACGCCGCCGCAAACCGGGCUUCAAAACAAGGACAAGGUCAAGCGGAUGAUGAACGGCGAGCACCAUACGGACGAGAUCUGCUGCGCCAACAUGCUGCGCUACUCGGACCUCGAGACGAUCCUCGCUGCCGAGCCCCACUGCGUUGUCAACAAGUGA
Messenger RNA from Saprolegnia parasitica CBS 223.65, 1293 nucleotides. RefSeq lists its product as hypothetical. NCBI's taxonomy places the organism in Eukaryota, Oomycota, Saprolegniomycetes, Saprolegniales, Saprolegniaceae. Gene Ontology annotation, molecular function: GTPase activator activity. Gene Ontology annotation, cellular component: GATOR1 complex; vacuolar membrane. The transcript is spliced from 10 exons. Gene Ontology annotation, biological process: positive regulation of autophagy; negative regulation of TORC1 signaling. The record is from RefSeq and is a predicted model, not a curated record. Bases 7 to 1293 code for a protein of 428 amino acids.